AUGGCUUCCAAUCCCCCUGGUGACUGCUGCGCUACUGGCUUCCGGCACGAGGGCACGCCGGCCGGUGAAAUCAAGGAUAUCGAUGGUGUCAAAACCUACAUCUCCUAUCCCAAGGAGAAAACCGACAAGGCGGUGUUCGUCGUCAGCGAUAUCUUCGGCAUCUUCAUCAACGGCCAGCUGGUCGCCGACGAGUUCGCCAAAGCCGGAUACCUGGCUGUCCUACCUGAUCUGUUCCAGGGCGACCAGAUCAAACUCGAAGACCAAGCUGCCGGCAAGGUCAACCUCCCUGUCUGGCUGAAGGACCAUCAGCCCUCCCAUGUCGACCCGGUUAUUGCCUCGACCAUCAAGUACCUGCGUGAGGAACAGGGUAUCAAGCGCAUCGCCGGUGCGGGAUACUGCUUCGGUGCUAAGUACACUGCUCGUUUCCUCAAGGAAGGCCAGCUCGACGUCGGUUACAUGGCCACCCCCUCCUUCGUGACCGAAGAGGAGCUCGCAGCCAUUGGCGGGCCUCUUUCUAUUUCUGCUGCGCAAACCGACCACAUCUUCACCACCGAGCUCCGCCACAAGUCGGAAGACAUCCUGAUCAAGAACGGCCAGUCCUGGCAGAUCAACCUGUACGGCGGUGUUUCGCACGGCUUCGCCAUCCGCACGGACCUGAGCAUCAAGCACAACAAGUUUGCCAAGGAGCAGGCCUUCUACCAGGCCGUUGCGUGGUUCAACCAGUACCUGUAA
Molecule: messenger RNA, 732 nt
Organism: Penicilliopsis zonata CBS 506.65
Lineage: Eukaryota; Fungi; Ascomycota; Eurotiomycetes; Eurotiales; Aspergillaceae
Exons: 4
Coding region: 1-732 (243 amino acids)
Molecular function (GO): hydrolase activity
Source: RefSeq, a predicted model, not a curated record